Molecule: messenger RNA, 5203 nt
Organism: Oenanthe melanoleuca
Lineage: Eukaryota; Metazoa; Chordata; Aves; Passeriformes; Muscicapidae
Product: lactosylceramide 4-alpha-galactosyltransferase-like
Biological process (GO): protein O-linked glycosylation
Molecular function (GO): acetylglucosaminyltransferase activity
Source: RefSeq, a predicted model, not a curated record
AUUGUUUUAUAAUUAGGUGGGGUCUUUGCAACACUACGUACAUCCUUUCUAUAAGCUGCUCACUGGAGAAAUGACUGAUGUCAUAUCCUUCUUCAUCUAUUGUGUUUGUCCACGUAUCCAGACUGUUUCUCUUGUCAUUUCUUUUCGGAAGGAGGAAGUGCCAGUACAUAGAGUUGUAGGCGCUCUCAACAGACGCCAACCUCUUAAAACUCUUCUCCACCUGAGCAGUGAAUUCUGUGGUGUCUUGAAAGCAGGAUCAGAUCAUGAUGGCUGUCUCAGGUGAGCAGGCUCUGGCUGGAGAGAGAAUGCUCAGGAUGCCCAGCUGCCUCCUAAAGCUGAGCAGGGUGGUGCUGAGCCACAAGCCCUGGGCCCUGUUUACCCUCAUCUUUUUCUUCGUAUCCUUUGCCUACCACAAGUUGUACUGGGGCAUCUGGGAGGAGCCAAAGAGCAGAGUCCCCACCUAUGGCUUGUCUGCUGAGAUCAGCUGUGCUCACCAUGUGCCUUCUCCCCUGAACAUCACCCAUAGACCCUCUCCUUCUGCAGGAAAUGUGUUUUUUGUGGAGACCUCAGAGCAAAACCCCAGUUACCUGUUCUCAUGCUCUGUGGAGUCAGCAGCCAGGACACACCCUGCAUCAAGAGUCGUGGUGCUCAUGAGAGGCUUGGCCAAAGAGAAUGCCUCCUUACCCAAGCACUGGGCUUUCUCCUUGCUGAGCUGCUUCCCCAACGUGGAAAUCCGACCCCUGGACUUGAUGGAGCUCUUUUCUGGAACACCUCUGGCACAGUGGUACUUGCAGCCUCAGCGGCACCAAGAACCUCAUUUUUUCCCUGUCCUGUCUGAUGCCUGCAGGAUUGUCCUCAUGUGGAAAUUUGGUGGCAUUUACCUGGAUACAGACUUCAUCGUGCUUAGGAACUUACAGAACCUCACCAAUGCCCUUGGGAUUCAGGAUCAUGAUGUACUGAAUGGGGCCUUUCUGUCCUUCAAGCCCAAGCACAAGUUCAUGGAGCUCUGCAUUCAGGACUUUGUGCAGGACUACAAUGGCUGGGUCUGGGGGCACCAGGGCCCAGAGCUCCUAACUCGUGUCUUCAAGAAGUGGUGCUCCAUCCGGACUAUUGAGAGCAUGAGCUGCCAAGGUGUGAGGGCUCUUGCCCCAGAAGUUGUUUAUCCUAUUCCCUGGCAGGGCUGGAAGAAGUUGUUUGAGGCAGUCAGUGCCUCAGAGUUUCACAAACUCCUUAAGAACACCUAUGCAGUGCACAUAUGGAACAAACUGAGCCAUGAGACCAAGCUAGAGAUCCCCUCCCAGGCUCUGCUGGCUCAGCUCUAUUCCCAGUUCUGCCCUGCCACCUAUGCAAAGAUGAAACAGGACUCUGAGCAGCUGUCAAGGCGUGCAGUGUGACCUGUGGGCCCUUGGCUGCAGGGAUGUUCCCCAGACUGAAGGAAACUGAGUGCCUUUGACCCUCCCAAAAGCUGGUUCCUAGACCCCAGAGCAGGUGUUCUGUGUGACAGCUCUCUGGUUUUGUGCCUAAUAUCCCUGGUAUCUGCCUCAGAUCCUCUGUGUUUCAAAUUUACAGCAGAACCUGAGUUCAGCCUCUCUUGCUGUCCUUCAGGACCAGGGAAAUGGUGAAAUUGUUCAUCAGUGUCCUUCAGCUGAUGAACUCUCUUGGUGUUCUCCAAUGGCUCCUCCUGUGGAUCCCAGGCUGAGCAGCCCCUUGUGAUGUUUCAGCUAUAGGGACCCCUGCCUUGCUCUCUGUGGCAUUUGAAAUUUUUAGAGAAUAUUCUGUGUUGGAGGGGACCUGCAACCAUCAUGUGUCCAACCCCUGGCCCUACUGGGCAGCAGGACAUCCCCAACAAUCAUGCCCUGAGCGUGAGAGCUUCGUCCUUGGGGCUGUGACCUUUCCCUGAGGAGUCUAUUCACUGCCCCACCACCCUCUGGGGAAGAACCUUUUCCUGAUAUCCACUCUAACCCUGCCCUGACACAGCUCCAGCCAUUCCCUGGGUCCAUACAGCAGGGGUGCCCUGUCCCAGGGGCAGAAUCCAAACUUCACACAGCUGGAGAUUGCCCAGCCCUGUCCUUUAUCCAGGGCUCUCUGCAGGGCCUCUUUGCCCUUGAGGGAGUCAGCAGCUCCUCUCAGUUUUGUAUCAUCUACAAGCUUACUCAGUAUCCCUUCCUGUCCUGCAUUGAAGCUUUCAAUGAGGAUUUUUAAGAGGAUGGGGCCUAAGAUGGCACCCUGUGGAACCCCACAAGUGACAGACUGCCAGUCUGCUGUCACCCCAGUUGCUGUCAUUCUUUGUGCUAGACCAGUGAGCAAGUUGCUCACCCAUCACAAGAUGUGUUUAUGCAGCUGUGGGCUGCACACUGAGAUAGACAAUGUCCAUAGCUUUACUGAAAUCCAGAAAGAUUACAUCUACUGAUGUUUUUUCAUCAACUGGAUGGGUUACCUUAGCAUGAAAGGAAAUUAGUUUUGAUAAGCAGGGCUUUCCUCUCAUGAAAAUAUGCUGGCUGUGACCAAUGACUGUAUUGUCCUUCAGGUGUUUUUCAAUACCUCCCAGAAUAAUUCAUCAUAAUCUCUGUAAUUUUACCAGGCACUGGAGUGAGACUGACAAGCCUGUAGCUUCCAGGGUCAUCCUUCUUACCCUCUUUGAAAACUGGGACCUCUCCAGAUUCCCAAGACUGUUCAAAAAUUAUCAAGAGGUGCCUUGUGAUGGUAUCAGCCAGAUCUUUAUGUAUUCUCAGAUUAAUCCCAUCACACCCCAUAGAUUUAUGGGGAUCCAGCUGGAGCAGCAGACCCCUCACACCUUCAGGGUUAACUCAGAGUUUAUCAUUCUCACAGUCACUCUGGCUCAGAGUGCUGGGACUUCCUUAGUCCAUGAUCAGUGUUGAAGACAGAGGCAAAGAAAGAAUUAAACAUCUCUACUUUGUCCAUGGCCCUGUUUGUGAGGUGACCAUCCUUUUCCUGUAAUGGGCUGAUGUAAUUUCAGCACUGCCUUUUGCCAUUAAUGAAUUUUUUUAACCCUCAUUUUAUUGUCCCCCACAUUUCUGGUGGCUUCAAUUGCAAUGAAGCUUUGGCCACACAAAUUCAUCCCCUACAGUGGUAAGCAGCAUCUUCAUAUUCCUUCCACAUCACCUGACCUAGCUUCCACUGGGCAUACACCUGCCCUUUUUACCUUAUCUCCAAAAGAAGAUUCCCAUUCAGCCAAGGUGGCCUUCUGCCUCAUCUGCUUGAUUUCUGAUUUUCAGGAAUUGCCUGUUCCUGUGCCCUCAGGAGCUGGUGCUUAAAAAGUGACCAGCACUGAUGGACCCCAGGACCUUCAAAAGCAUUUUCCCUAAAUAAUGAGGGGACUUUAUUUACUGAUUCCCUGAGCAGCCUGAAGUCUGCUCUUCCCAUGCCCAGGGUUGAAGUUUUGUUGGCACUUUUCCUCCUGUCCCCAGAGAUUUUAAACUCAGUGGCUUCAUGGUUGCUGUGGCCAAGACAGCCACCAAUCUCCAUUCAAGAGGAUCACAAGAUCCUCUCUGUUGACUACCAACAAACCAAGGAGGGUAUCUUUCCAAGUCAGCCCUCUUAGUACCUGUAACAUGAAGUUAUCAUGCAGGUGUUUCAGGAAUAUAUAGGGAGUAUGUCACAAUUGGGUUAAGAAACAGAAAAUAUUUUAAGGCCUGCUGUGGAUCUGAUGACAAUCUCCCUACCUAAAUGUGUUCCCUGUGUGUCCAGGUAAUUGUAUUGUAAUAAUGCACUUUAAAUUAACCUCUUAUGAAAUUACAAGAGGAGACUAAAACAUCCUGGAGUUCUGCCUGUGCCAAAUCAAAGCUUCUGUCUGGAAGGUAAAGUGUAAGCAAUGUGUGGUUAUUGCUCUUUUAGAUAUGCAGUGACUAAAAAAUCAGAGAAAUAUGUAUAUCAAUUUUAAUGCAACCUUUUCCUAAAUGCAAUUAUUUGCUGAAAAGUACAGUGCUACCAUGCACAAGGGAGGACUGAUGUAAUUUAGAUGUAAAUUUAAUGUGAGCAGGAGUUACAUUUCAUGUUUUCUCAGUGUCACAGCACACUACUGAUUAAAUACUCCACUGCAGAACAAAAGAGACAGAGUCAUCAAUUUUUACUUGGAAUGAGUCGGAUAAAACAACAUAUUAACUUUUUUAUCUGGUCCUGUCCACCCCCCCAUCCAUUCCUCCUCUCUCCACCACUCCUCCUUCCCCCCAAUUUAAAAAGCAAAGUUUCCUGCUCACUCCACUAGUCUUCAGUGGUGCUGAGCAGUACAGGGUAUGCUGUUCCAAUGUGGUGCCCAUGGCGCCAGACAACCACCUGUAGCUCAUACUCAUCUAUCUUCACUGUUUCACGUGAGACUCUUUCAUCAGACAGCAGGAAAAUGACUGUGUAAAGGGCAAAUUCAAACUCUGGGCUGACACCAAUGAAGGUGCUUCCAACUGGCUUCACUGAGCCCUUCCAGCUGAACUGGAUGCUCAAAACUUGGUCUUCCUUGUCAGGCUGAAAACAUAAAAGAAACAACAGAAUAAUCUCCAACACAGCUGUGACUGGACAGAUAGAAUUUCUGAUUCCAGAUUUUUGAGUGCUUUGUAAGAUUGAGCUCAUCUUGAUGUGCCUCAGCGCUCUAGCUGGAGCACAAUCUUUUCCCUGACUACUGGAGCAUACAUGGCUAUUUAUCCCAACUAAGCCUCAGCAGUGUUGCAAUUCUGUAAACACCAGCACUACUUUUUAAAAUAGUUUUUGCAAAAAAAAAUAAAGCUGGAAGACAUAUUAUUAUUCAUUCUUCUUAUAUACAGUUAUAUACUGGAUAUACUUACUACUGUUCAAAACACUGAGCCUAUGAUUGUAUCAUUACACUUGUUUUGUUGCAACUUUUAUCUCUGGAUCCAUUUGUCUUGCUAAAGUCCCCCAAAGGCUUGUUCUUACCCUGGUUUUUGUUCUUACCCUGGUUUUGUUCUUCCGAGCUACGUAUCCCUUGUAAUCAAUCUGGUCACGCUUUUCCUGAAGGUAAAAUUGCACCCAGUUGUGCAAACCUAAGAUCUCUUUCCCAUGCCUUGUUUCUCCAACAAAAACAUGUUCAAAACCACAAGAAUCAGGUCUGUAAGAACAAGAAAAAAAGAAAAAAGAAUAUACAGGUAUUUUAUAUGUUUCAUGGAGCCAUAGAAUAGUUUGGGUUAGAAGGGAUGUUAAAGCUCAUUUCAUUCUGAGUCCCUGAUAUGGGCAGAGA